UAUUCAUAAAUUAAACUGCAACUCAUUUUUGCUUGCUCGUGCUGCCGAGUGCAGUUGCAAUCAUGGCUGAUCGAAAGAAGGAGCAAAGUGCGGCUGUCAAGCUGUACUUGAUCCUCUACAACUUAGCACAGUUUCUCGGGUGGUUCUACAUCUUCGUCCAGUUUGUGCUGCACUUCUUCGUCGAAAGCAAACCCAGAGAAGCCCUGUGGGCUCGAGUCGGUUCGGCGGUGUACUUUUUCCAAGUGAUUUCAUUCCUCGAGUUCUUCCACGCUCUGUUCCGGCUCGUCCCAAGUAAUGCACUCAUCACGCUGGCGCAAGUUUUCGGACGCAGCAUGGUGGUGGUGGCGGCCAUCGAUGCGACCCCCACUGGCAAGCUGUCCCCGGGCGUUCCGCUGUGCGUGUUCUGCUGGAGUCUGGCGGAAACCAUCCGGUACAGCUACUACUUGAUGCACCUGGCGCUGGCGCGGGUUCCACGCUUCAUGACCUGGCUCCGGUACACCAUGUUCAUUCCGCUGUACCCGGGCGGAUUUAUCGGCGAGCUGUUGAGCGUUUACUGGGCCCAGGACUACAUCGGCAGCACGGACAUGUGGAGCGUGGCGAUGCCGAAUCGCUACAAUUUUACCUUCUCGUUCUACUACUUCACCUGGAUCAUGGCGCUCGGCUAUCUGCCGCUCUUUCCGCAGAUGUACCUGCACAUGUUUGGCCAGCGCAGGAAGGCACUUGGUGGCGGUGCCGAACGUCACGCCAAGGUCAAGUGACUGCCGCUGAGCGGCGGGGAUUUGAGCGGGCGAUUAAAUAAUGUUUGAAUGAUACGCUUUUGGUUUGAAA
Molecule: messenger RNA, 828 nt
Organism: Culex pipiens pallens (northern house mosquito)
Lineage: Eukaryota; Metazoa; Arthropoda; Insecta; Diptera; Culicidae
Product: very-long-chain (3R)-3-hydroxyacyl-CoA dehydratase hpo-8-like
Exons: 3
Coding region: 63-758 (231 amino acids)
Biological process (GO): fatty acid elongation; very long-chain fatty acid biosynthetic process; sphingolipid biosynthetic process
Cellular component (GO): endoplasmic reticulum membrane
Molecular function (GO): 3-hydroxyacyl-CoA dehydratase activity
Source: RefSeq, a predicted model, not a curated record